Molecule: messenger RNA, 3335 nt
Organism: Folsomia candida
Lineage: Eukaryota; Metazoa; Arthropoda; Collembola; Entomobryomorpha; Isotomidae
Product: T-box transcription factor TBX18
Exons: 12
Coding region: 1074-3143 (689 amino acids)
Biological process (GO): positive regulation of DNA-templated transcription; regulation of transcription by RNA polymerase II; cell fate specification
Cellular component (GO): nucleus
Molecular function (GO): RNA polymerase II cis-regulatory region sequence-specific DNA binding; DNA-binding transcription factor activity, RNA polymerase II-specific
Source: RefSeq, a predicted model, not a curated record
CUGUGCUCUCCUCCACGAAUAAAAAAAGAGAGGAAGGAAAGGCGUCGUUGUGGAUGCAGAUCUUGAGCUAGGCAGGCUGAGAAUAGACGUAGCGUGUGUUCUCCUAGCUUGCUUACAUAAAAGCAGUUGUGUGGAUUGGGAGAGAUUUUGCCCGUGUGUUGUUUUAGAAGCAGGAGAAGACGGAGAACAGAUAGCAAAGGGGUUGGUUAAACCGGAGGAGAGAGGAAUUCUUCUGAGUUGGCGUGAUUGGUGGUCCUGAGGUGUGGUAUUCCCCUCGUAAUUGCUUCACAGGACACCGCGACAGGUUGUGUGAUAUAACCGGGGUAUGCCAACACCAAGUCAUGACACUUGGACCUGAUCUCCUCCGCACGAGACACCUUCUUACUCCUUCCUCAUCAUCCCCACCAAUUCCUCCGUCGAUGGGGGACAAUUUUUCUUGAGCGUCUCGGGCAGGGCAAGAGCCACACAUGAAGACCAACGACAAGCCUCUGUUUACUUUUACCUGCUCCUCUUCACAACAACUAGAAGACUCGCUUUAGCAGUUUAGCUAGUCUUCGCUCCUGCUUUAGUCAUCAUCAGCUCCAAUCUCAUUUGGUGGAGUAGUGAGCCGGUAUCGGUAGGCAGUUCAGUCACUCAACGCUUACACCACACAACUCACCUGGCUUGUUGUAAACGCUGCAUUCUCGGGGUCACAAAUUUACACACAGUCUCCACACCACCAUUUCUCCUGUGCGCAUCGGACCAUGAGAGCCAGAGCUCUCGUAGGGUCCCAAAAUCAACUACUUACGACCAACUCAUCAACAGGAACGCUCAUGCACAUUGAGUGAGAACACUGUAUCGUUACAACUGUUAACUAUGGCUAACGUGUAGUACUUGCUAAAAGUCAUCAGAGGUAUUAAUUGCCUUGUAGUCGUCAAAUUUUAAGAAACUAGGAGGUGUGUUAACUCAAUUUUACAGUGCAAUAAUGAACUAAUAGUAACGAAGAAGUGGUGGCACUCAUUGCUGGAGAAAGUACUUUGUUGGGGAAAUUGACAAAAUCUCAGGAAACAAAACUGCUGCAAUUCAAGUUCCCCAUGUUGGUGACGUACACAAUGGACGUGGAAGAUAUGGGAACUCGAGCUCCACGUGAGAUCUCUGACUUUUCAAUUGCUUCAAUAAUAGGCAGAUCCGGUCGAGCUGCUGCCGAAGUUCUGAAACUCAAGGCCAAAAAUAAACUGCUGAGCAAUACGAUUCGACCAUUAGAGAGGUUUGUCGAGUCCACGCCUGGUUCAAUGAUGGACUCCCCAGAAUCUCUUACCACGGACAUCAAGGAAGAAAUGGGAACGAUUUUGGACGGCAGGGAAUCGCCCGACGUCCCUUCUUCCACAUCCGACUCCCGGGACACCAUUGAAGUGGUCAACCACGACGAAGGGGAUUUAAAAAGUGAAGGAAGCUGCUCUCCCGGUAAACGAUCUCCUAACAACAGCAAUCAGAGGUCUGGAAACGACAAAUCAACCCCUAAAAAUCCGCUUUUGAUUGAGCGAUGCAAUUGCGAGGAGUUGAGACACGUCAUCUGUCAUCUGGAAACCAAAGAGCUCUGGGACAAGUUUCACGAGCUGGGGACAGAGAUGAUCAUUACGAGAAGUGGAAGAAGGAUGUUUCCGGUAAUCAGAACGAGUUUUUCCAACCUGUCCCCUGACCAGAGAUAUGCCGUGUUGAUGGACAUUGUACCUGUGGAUAACAAGCGCUAUCGUUAUGCCUAUCACCGUUCGUCGUGGCUCGUGGCUGGAAAAGCAGAUCCUCCUGCUCCUGCGAGGCUUCACAUUCAUCCAGAUUCUCCAUUUAACGGUGAGCAGCUCAAGAAGCAGGUCGUUUCUUUUGAAAAGGUCAAGUUGACAAACAAUGAAAUGGAUAAACACGGACAUAAAUCUGCUUUCGAGAGCAAAUUGUUGGUACUAAACUCCAUGCAUCGUUACCAACCAAGAGUGCAUCUGGUCAAGUGGAGAGAAGGGAUGAUGUCCAGCGGAGCAUUUGUGAGUGACCUGGAGUCUGAAUCUUUCCGAACGUUUUUGUUUCCAGAAACAGUUUUCACUGCAGUUACGGCAUAUCAAAAUCAAUUGAUCACCAAAUUGAAGAUCGAUAGUAACCCGUUCGCUAAGGGCUUCAGGGAUUCAUCCAGGUUGACUGAAUUCGAAAGAGAGACGAUGGAGUCAAUGUUGGUGGAAAAUCAGUACAUGCGACCACCGAUGCGUCCCUUUGAGUUGGAAAUGGCAUCAAGUUCACUAACUCUAGAGGAGAAAGCAAUUCUGCAGGCUCGAAUGCACUUACUUGGUUUCCGAAACCCAUUCCCAUCUCCACCCGGAAUGAGCCACGGGAUGAGUCAACACCUGCAAAAUCAAAUGAACCACUUGAACGGAAUGUCAUCUAGUGGCUUUCCACCCUUUGGCCCUACAAGUCCAUCGUCAGCCCAAUCCGCACGUAUUUCCGACAUGGCGGCAGCAGCCAAUGCCUUGAACAUAAAUGGUAGUUUAUCUCAAUUGUACGCCAUGGCUGCAGCUAAUUCCAGCCAGAAUGUGUCGCAUCAUCUGAGUAGUCGUGGAGGAGCUGGUGGUGGUGGCAGUGGAAACAGUAAUGGUGGAGGAGCCUCCAGUCCCAAUAAUUGCCCUCAACCGGUCCCACUUCCCAUCCAGCUCUGGACCCAAUGGGCAAGUUUGCAUGGUUUAGGUCCAACGAUCUUGGCUCAUCAGGCACAAUUGGCAGCAGCUAUGGCCGCAGCUUCGUCGUCAAAUACUGUCCCGACCUCAAUGCCCUCAUCAGCAAACCACCAUCAUCAUCAUCCGUUCGCCAAUACCAGCCCAAUGUCCAACGGUGGUUCUAAUGGAAGCAGAGCUGGUAGCCCACCUGGGAAUAAUGUCGCUGGGAGUAAUAAUGACUCGUCCUGCACACUUCGCCUUCCACGGCCCUUUUAUCCAGGAAGUCCUUCAUCAAUUGGGCCAGCCACGAGUCCAUUAGGAACGGGAAUCCAUCGUUAUUCACCGUACUCGAUUCCCAUGAAUAAUCUAGGACGGGUUAAUCACGGUGGUGCAGGCGGAGGGGGAGGAAGCAACAAAAGUCCGUCAUCGUUAGGAUCUCCAGAUUCCGGUCGGGAUGAGACAAUCUCAUAAUUUGAGACCGAAACUGAGGUAAUUGCGGUCUUUUUCUCAUUUCCACGUAAGGACCAGUCCCAUUUCCAUAUCAGGACACCGUAGUAGUGACAACAUAUAAAAAAGGCGUAACCUUAGCGUAACCUGCUCCUGAUCCAACAUUCCACAUUUUAUGCUUUAAAAUGUUUGCAUCAAUAAUAAUUAUUAUUAUUA